Molecule: messenger RNA, 192 nt
Organism: Cylicostephanus goldi
Lineage: Eukaryota; Metazoa; Nematoda; Chromadorea; Rhabditida; Strongylidae
Source: the annotation of a GenBank genome assembly
ACCGAUGACAAAGGAUUGAUGGAUUGUGAUCUCUCUAGCGAAUUCUACAAAGCGAGCCAGAUCUUCGGAUUUGAUCUGCAGGAUCUUUGGACCAUAUCCGAAAAUGCCUUGGAAAUGUCUUUUUUGGACAAGAAGAGUGAGGACUAUAGAAAUCUCAAAAGUACGCUUGAACGACGAAAUCUUCUGGGUUAA